Molecule: messenger RNA, 2065 nt
Organism: Xiphophorus couchianus (Monterrey platyfish)
Lineage: Eukaryota; Metazoa; Chordata; Actinopteri; Cyprinodontiformes; Poeciliidae
Product: apolipoprotein L2-like
Exons: 5
Coding region: 196-1917 (573 amino acids)
Biological process (GO): lipid transport; lipoprotein metabolic process
Cellular component (GO): extracellular region; membrane
Molecular function (GO): lipid binding
Source: RefSeq, a predicted model, not a curated record
GCAUUGAAACAUUUUUGCAGAAUAUUCUGCUCCAUGCAGCAAUGAUAAAACAAGCAGAUGAGACAAUAAAGCAGCAGGUGUGUCUCUAGAUAAACAGGCAGAAAGUGAAACCAACAUUCAUUAAGUAAUAAGAUCCUCAAGCAGAAACUUUGAAGACCUCAAGAAAAAUCAAGACAAUUUUCAGUGAAAAACAAAAUGUCUGCAGAAAGGUGGAAACUGCAGGCCUCCCUGUGGCAGUACAUCAACGAUACUCUGACUUACAUGGCAACAGCGGCAGAUUUUUAUAAGAAAUUAUCUGAAUGGAACGAUUGCAGAAAGAAAGAGCAUGAAAAACUGAUAGAUAUCCAAGAAAAGGCUGGCAAAUUUUAUCCCAGUUUCACCAAGUCAGAGGGCAGAUUGAAAAAGAUUGGUAAAUGCAUCAAGAGGAGGUUCCAGAAUAAUCCAGAGAGCAAAGUUUCAGAACUAGAGAAUGAGCUGGCUGAAGUGCUGAAUGGCACGCUGCAAGGUCUGGAGAAACUCAACACGUUCUUGGAUGCAGUGGAGAAGCUGGCGGUGACGUCGCUCCAUGUUUUCACUGAGAACCAGAUCGUUUACCUGCCUGAGAACUUUGACUAUGACGCUGUUCAAGCUGUGAUCAGAAAAGCUCAGCAAAUCUGUCCUCCCCUCCUUAAAUUCAAAAGAGAUGCAAAGACUUUCUUUGCUCCUAACCUUCACAACGUGGAGAUUCUGGCAUUCCAGCUGCAGAACUACAUCGACACCGUCGAGGAAAUAUGUUUGAGCUCUGAUAAAAGCUUUAACUUUGAGAUGUGCUUAAAAAUGGCGAAGGAAAUAGUGGUGGAUGCUGAUGAUAUGUGUGAAAACAACAUGCGAAAGAUGGCAGAUCAGAUUAAACAACUGGACAAGAUCAGGAUGGACGAGGUCUUCCGGGUGGAGUUCCUGUUCCAGAGCGUCUCCUCAGCUGAUUUUGUCACUAAGUUUGAUGCUAAAAAGCGAACAAUGCUUUCGUCUUUAGAUGAGCUGGAGCAGUGUGCUGAUCAGUUAGACAGGAUGAACAAAGGAGCAAAGAUCUCCACUCUGGCUGGGGGCUCAGUGAAAAAAGCAGGAGGCGUCCUCUCUGCUGCUGGUUUGGCAUUAACGCCCUUCACAGCCGGCGUGUCUUUAGGCCUAACAUUCACCGGUGCAACGAUGGGGUUAGCAAGUGAAGCCAACAGUGUGGUAACCACCUUAACACAGGCUGGAGUUAAUCACACUUAUCGGAAAAAGGCAGAUGUAGUUUUAAAAACGUUCAUGGAGGAUUUCCAAAUGAUCCAGGAUUCUCUGGACGAUGGGAUGAAAUAUACAACAGUCAAUCUGAAGCAAAGUAAGAUGGGUGUGUUGGUCACAGUAGGCAAGAGUGUUUCUAAAUUGGAUCCCAUAGUAAUGGGUGUCAGCUCCAUCAUGAAUGUGGCUUCUGCUCUUAUAAAAGUGGUUGCAGGGAAACAGAAAAAAAAUGGAAAUGCAUCACCCAGCGCAGCUCCAGCUGUUCCUGAAAACUCAGCUGUUCCUGAAAACUCAACUGUUAAUAACUCAGCUGUUCCUGAAAACUCAGAUGUUCCUGAUUCCUCCAAUGUUCUUGAUGUUGGUCAGACUGUAGUUGCAGAGUCUCUUUCUCUGUCCAGUGAACUUCUUGGUAUCACACCUGGAGCUGUAUUUGCUGCCAGAGAUAUCUACUCAGCUGCCAAACAAGGCAUAAAAGUGGCCAAAGGCAGCAAGACUAAAGCCUCCAAGUUCCUGACAGCUAGAGUUGCGUUAUUUCGUUCACAGAUGGAGUCGUGGGAGAAGAUCCGUAACUCUUUGUGUCAAAGCAAACUGACCAAAGAAGAAGUCAGAAAUAUUUUCACGCAGCCAUUUUAUCUAGGGGACAAAGAAGAACAAUAACUAAAGACGCACAAAGACUAAAAGUGGAAGAUUUGACAGGUAGACAGAAAAAAACAGAUGUAAAUCGGCCAUAAUUAUACUGACUCAGUGUUUUAAUAAUAACUUUCAGACUUUCUCACUAACUGAAAGGAUAAAACAAAAAGGAAUC